Molecule: messenger RNA, 4824 nt
Organism: Austrofundulus limnaeus
Lineage: Eukaryota; Metazoa; Chordata; Actinopteri; Cyprinodontiformes; Rivulidae
Product: protocadherin-10
Exons: 4
Coding region: 288-3263 (991 amino acids)
Biological process (GO): homophilic cell-cell adhesion
Cellular component (GO): plasma membrane
Molecular function (GO): calcium ion binding
Source: RefSeq, a predicted model, not a curated record
GGGGGGUCAAAUCUCAGAAACUGUGACACGAAUUUGAUCGUGCUUGUAGGCAGAACAGAUUAUCCGAGCUUCUGUUGGAACAGUGGGGCCAAUAAUAACAAUAAACACGCGCACACGCACGCAUUUAAGAGCCAGGCUCGCUCACAUCUUUCUCUCCUCUUUCCCUCUGUGUGUGUUUUCUGUCAGACACYCAGGCUCAGCUCCAGUCUCGCGGAUGGGAACUUUCUCUGCGUAUUUUGCGCACGUUUGACUCAUUUCUGAUUCACUCCUCCUGCUUCAGGCGARAGAUGGACGCAGCGAGGAGAAGACCCUGUGGGAAAUGGCUCCGCUACGCGAUGCUCACUUGUUUAUUGGACGCAGUCUGGGGACAGAUCCGCUACUCCAUCCCAGAGGAGCUGGAGCACGGAGCUUUUGUUGGCAACAUCGCGGAGGACCUGGGAUUGGAUUUGGAUAAGCUCUCCGUGCGCAGAUUCCGGAUCGUUUCCGGCUCCAAGAAACAGUACGUGGAGGUGAAUCUGGAAAACGGGGUCCUGUUUGUGAAUGAAAGAAUAGAUCGAGAAGAACUGUGCGAGCAGAGUUCAUCCUGCUCCUUUCACCUUCAAGUUGUGAUAGAAAAUCCUCUGGAGUUGUACAGGGUGGAGAUUGAGAUUUUGGACGUGAAUGAUAACUCUCCCAGCUUCCCCUGGACCGAYUUUAACCUGGACAUCUCCGAGUCCGCCGCGCCGGGUUCCCGUUUCCCGCUGGAGAGCGCGCAGGACCUGGACGUGGGCUCCAACUCGUUGCGCACCUACCUGCUCAGCGUGAACGAGCACUUCUACUUGGACAUCCAGACGCGCAGCGACGGCAGCAAGUUCGCCGAGCUGGUGCUGCAGACCCCGCUGGACCGGGAGCAGCAGAGCGCGCAUCAGAUGGUGCUGACCGCGGUGGACGGCGGCGCGUCGGAGAGGUCCGGCACUGCGCAGAUCGACGUCACCGUAUUGGACGCCAACGACAACGCGCCGGUGUUCGACCAGUCCUUCUACAGAGUGCGCCUGGAGGAAAACGCGCCCAAAGGCACAGUGGUGAUCCGACUCAAUGCGUCGGACCUGGACGAGGGUCCCAACGCGGACAUCACCUACUCGUUCAGCGGCCACGCGCCCAUCAAAGUGCGCCAGCUCUUCAGCGUGGACCCGCACACGGGGGAAAUCAAAGUCAAAGGUGUGAUUGAUUACGAGAAAGCCAGGAUGCACGAGAUUUACGUCCAGGCCAAAGAUAAAGGUCCGUCUGCUGUGGCGGUGCACUGCAAAGUCCUGGUGAACGUCUUGGAUAAGAAUGAUAACCUGCCAGAGGUGAUCCUCACGUCCGUGUCCACACCUGUGCAGGAGGACGUGCCGCCGGGGACAGUCAUAGCCGUGAUCAGCGUUAUGGACAGAGACUCCGGGGAAAACGGGAACGUGGACUGCGAGAUCCCUCAUCACGUCCCGUUCCAGCUCCACUCCUCCUUUAAGAACUACUACACUUUGGUGACUUCGGAUUUUUUGGACAGGGAGGCGGUGGCUGAGUACAACAUCACACUGACCGCCAGAGACAUGGGCUCCCCGCCCCUGUUCACAAGGAGGACGGUUCUGGUUCAGGUGUCAGACGAAAACGACAACGCGCCCCACUUCAAGCAGCCUUCUUACUCGGUGUACCUAACUGAGAAUAACGCGCCUGGAGCCUCCAUCUGCUCCGUGACAGCCCUGGAUCCAGAUUCGGGUCAGAACGCCUACUUGUCCUACUCUGUCCUAGAUGGGGACAUCCAUGGGAUGCCCGUGUCCACGUACGUGUCCAUAAACUCGGACAACGGGAACAUUUACGCGCUGCGGUCUUUCGAUCACGAGCAGUUGAGAAACUUUCAGGUGACUGUCCAGGCCCAGGACGCAGGAUUCCCCCCGCUUAGAAGCAACGUUUCUGUCAGCAUCUUUAUCCUGGACCAGAACGACAACCCGCCUGUAAUCGUUUCCCCUGUUGCGCACAACGGAAGUGCGCCCUGCGCUCCUGUCCCCAGGUCAGCUGACGCGGGUUUCCUUGUCACUAAAAUCAGCGCGGCCGACGCGGACGCAGGUCAGAACUCGCGCCUGUUCUAUCAGCUCCUCCAAGCCACAGACCCGAGUCUGUUUAGUGUCGCUCUGUACACGGGGGAAGUCAGGACGCUGCGGCAGAUUGAGGACAAGGAGCCCACCAGGCACCGGUUGGUCAUUCUGGUGAAGGACAAUGGUCAGCCGCCCCUGUCGGCCACGGCUUCCAUCAUCCUGUCAGUGGUUGACAGCCUGCCGGAGUCGCAGCCCGAUUUGGAUGACCUCCACAGCCCCCAGCACAGCUCCAARUUCACCCUGUACAUAAUCGUGGCUCUGGGGGCCGUGUCCUUCACGUUCCUGCUGGCCAUCAUCGUCCUAGUGGCAGUGAGGGGACUGAAGGGCAGAGCGUCCGGCAAAAAGUCCAGCUUCCCCUCCUCCCACUCCCCCUGCUGCUGCUCCCCAGCAGAACUCUCCUCCACCACCACGGAGGUGUUCAAAAAGUCCAACCUGAAUGUCCGCAUGUCCGCGGGCGCGUCAGGCUGCGCAGAGGCGCACAGCAGCAGCGGCGGCGGCGGCGGCGGUGUGCUCCCACAGAUGUACUGCUAUAAAAUGUGUCUGACUCCGGAGUCCUCCAAGAGUGACUUCAUGUUCCUCAAACCGUGUAGUCCGGUGAUGUCGGUCCAACAGAACAACGCCAAGAGCACAGAUCAUCUGACCUCAGGCUGGAGCGCGCUGGAACGGAACGAGACGUCCAACAUCAGAGCAGCGACACCAAACCAGCUGAAGUACUCAAACAAGAACUUGACAUGGACCAAGAACCAACGAAACUCAGCUUACAAAAGAUAUAGUUCAUCAAACAUGGAGGGCACUCUCACGAGGCAACAAAAAUAUGAGACAGACAGAUUUUCCUGCUCAGUGGCACCGCAGUACUGGACCUGGGGAAACCACAUGAAUGACUGCAAACGUUCUGUUCAAGAGCGAGCAGCUCCRAACUACUCUUGGACACCAAAGUACGCCCAGCCUCCCUCUGAAGCAGCAGAUUAUCAACACAAUGUGUACAUCCCAGGCACCACGUCUGACUGCAGCACGCUGAAGCUGACGCCCAGAGGAGAGCUGGAUGUUUACAACACCUUCUCCACCUUUGGGAAGAAAAAGAAAUUCAUCUCAAACUACYAACAGUCUUUUGAUACAGAGGAUGAAGUCAUGAGCAAUGCUGGUUUUAAAUGAGCAGCGGAGACGCUUAGUUUUGUGCUCGCUGAGUUAAAUUGCAUCUAUUGAUGUGAGGUCCUGUGAAAAAGUUAUGAACAAUUAAUAUUUAAUCUGUGCUAGAAAACUCUUUGAACAACAUCAGUUUCGGGAAAAAGAGUUUAUAUUGGGCUGAUUCACAAGCAAACGAUSGGUUCAUUGGAAACUAAGUUCCAACUUUUGACAUUUUUGAUCCAGUCAAAGAUAUUUCUAAUCAGUUUAUGCAAAUGCUUCUUUAUAAACAAWUGUCAGUUUCAUAUUAUGCAGCUAUUUCCAUUGAAAUCUAUGGUUAUUUGCAACUUUAGAUGCAGUAUUUGAAGCACAUCAGUUGCAUGUCAGAUUUUUUUUAUGCUGGAAAAUAAUCGCAAUACAAAAUGAAUAAUGAUGUAAAAGUUACUAAAAAUAUUUUUUAAAAUUGUAGCUCAAACAGUAGAAUUUCAUUUUAUUUUUUGACCAUGUUCUAAUUAGCUAUUACCUCAUUAUUCUAGUUGAAAAUAAAGUUCCAUUCCUCCGAUUUGUGGUUGUCGAAGACAUAUCUGCAACAAGUAAGAUAUUAACUCUUUCUACAGAGCCUCACUUCAACCAUCUGAACAGUCCAUUUAAGAUUUGGUUAAACACUGACUGUGUGCUGCUAAUUUUAUCGUAGCUUUAAAUUGUAUCUAUAUAAUUGCUUUGAAGUUUCUGUGGCUCUGUUAGUAAAUGUUUUCAAAACUGUUUCAAUUACAGGCACACACCUUUCAUCUUUUAAAAUGAAGGUAAUGAGUAAAACKACUGAGGAAGUACAUUUUAUCAGUAAUGCGGUUUAAUAAAACUAUGGUUUGUUGGACCAACAAUUCUCUGUUAGCACAGACUGAUAGCAAAAAUGUAAAGAAAAUAGAUUUAUUGUAAAUAUAUUGUAAUAUUAUUUUUCUGUAAUCCAACGUGUGUUCACCUAUUUCUGAAGAGCUUUAAAAAACAGUCCUAAUGCACUGACAUCUCUGUACAUACAUUUUUGUUAUUCAGUUGAUAUUUGUUGUCUUAGCUCUGUUACAUUGCUGUGUACGGAAGCAGUAACUGGGAAAAAAAACUGCUUAGAAUAGCUUUUAAAAUAAGAGACUCUAUUUGAUACAUUUAAUAUACUUGAAAAAAUGUACAACAAACCAAAAAAAUAAUGAAGUUGUCGUUCACGCAUGUUUUAGAUGACUAAUGAAAUAAUGUUAUGUAAUUUUCCUGUCUAAUUGGUUCUAGUCUCCCAGCUAUGCAACCAUACAAACUACUCUUCUUCAUUGAUUUGCUUUGCAGCAAUGAUUUGAUCUCUUCUUGUCUGAAAUUGUUCAUAUUUUAAGACACAAAUACAUAAAAAGUCACAGUUUGCUGCUCUAAAUGUCAGGCUGUAAGAGAGAGGAAAAUAUAUACAUUAUCAGUCAGUCAUUGCUUACAUUACUACAUUCUUACUUUAUUUACCAUUAGUCUUUGUCUUUGAAUAAAACAAAUAAGUUAUAUAUCUGUAUAUACAGUUGUUUAUGUUCAAUAAAGUGUAUCAAUAAAUCAUCUUUCAACCUUU